CUUUCUGCUUUGUAUUCAUUUUGUGUUUAUUUGCCUGAUGUCUGGCUUUCUAUUUGGUUGCUGUCCUGUUUUUACUUUUCUCUAUUUGUAGUGCACUCUAUUUUGUAUUAUGGAUUGUGGUACCCCUUGUACCUCUAUUUAUAAUACACAUUUGGCUUAUCAAAAAAAAAUCUAUUACCCUAUCUUACUCUUAAUUUCCAUACACACACGGUUGCCCUUGAGUCUUCCAUCCGUUUCAUCUUUCCAAAUAUCAGACAAAAAUAGGCCACAACAAGGAACCGUGAAAGUAGAAUCAGAUUCAAUCUCAGAAUCGAUCCAUUUUCUGAUCAAUUUCUCUAUCUCCUUUAAUUUCUUUGCACACUUCUCUUUUGGUUGUUGACAUAUUGCAAAUUAAAUGGAAAAGAAAGUGCUUGAUUUCAUAUUGAUCCCAAGUGGUCUCCUUGUAAUGGUGGCAUACCAUGUCUGGCUCCUUCACCGGGUGGUGAAGCAUCCUACCAAAACCAUUAUUGGUGUGAAUGCAUUCAAUCGCCGGUUAUGGGUUCAAGCUAUGAUGGAGGAUGCAUCCAAGAAUGGGGUUCUAGCAGUGCAAUCUCUAAGGAACAACAUAAUGGCAUCAACCCUUUUAGCUUCAACAGCCAUAAUGCUAACUUCCCUCAUUGCAGUACUAAUGGGAAGUGGCAGCCAGAGGAAAAGCGUUGUCUAUGAAGUCUUUGGAGACAGAAGCGAACUCGGCUUGUCAAUAAAAUUCUUCUCAAUUCUGGUCUGCUUCUUGCUGGCAUUCUUGCUUAAUGUGCAGUCCAUAAGGUACUACAGCCACGCCACCAUCCUCAUCAACGUGCCCUUCAAGAAACUGUCUGCGAAUCUCCGGCACCAGAUGCUGACCGCAGAGUACGUCGCCUCCACGGUGAACAGAGGAAGCUACUUCUGGUCCCUUGGCUUGCGUGCAUUCUACUUCUCUUUCCCUUUGUUUAUGUGGAUCUUUGGACCAAUUCCCAUGUUCUUUUCUAGUGUUGCUCUUGUUUUCAUACUUUACUUCUUGGAUGUCACAAUGGAGUGUGGAUGGGCUGGGGUUGCUGACUCUGAUAGUGUUGAGGCUGAUUCGGACCACCAUCAUGUUGACAUGGAAAAUGGAAGGUCAAAUUAGAAGCUAGUUUGUUGAUUAAUGUUAAUGGUUUAAAAACCAGUUUAGAAACUUGUACAAUUGAUUCUGAAGCUAGAAUCAAUAUUCGUGAGUAGCUUUUGAAUUUCAGAAUUAUGUACCAAACAAAAGCUUAGCAUGCUAUAAGUGCUUUGCCUUAGUAGCUUAGUAUAUAGGCUAGCAAAGCUCAAAGAUCCAAUUCAAAAUUCAACACAAGUUGAAUUGAAUUUGCUUUUGACGUUAUGGAAUUGAAGUAUUUUUGUUUUGCAACGUUGUUUAUUAUUGAUAAAUGCUAAAUUGAGGUUGCUCUUUGCAGA
Messenger RNA from Lotus japonicus, 1455 nucleotides. RefSeq lists its product as uncharacterized. The transcript has 2 exons. NCBI's taxonomy places the organism in Eukaryota, Viridiplantae, Streptophyta, Magnoliopsida, Fabales, Fabaceae. The record is from RefSeq and is a predicted model, not a curated record. Bases 395 to 1144 code for a protein of 249 amino acids.